Mesitornis unicolor (brown roatelo) is the source of this 1022-nucleotide messenger RNA. It is a transcript of the gene PRDM14, whose product is annotated as PR domain containing 14. Gene Ontology annotation, biological process: regulation of transcription by RNA polymerase II. Gene Ontology annotation, molecular function: protein binding; RNA polymerase II transcription regulatory region sequence-specific DNA binding. Lineage: Eukaryota; Metazoa; Chordata; Aves; Mesitornithiformes; Mesitornithidae. The record is from RefSeq and is a predicted model, not a curated record. The transcript has 6 exons. Gene Ontology annotation, cellular component: nucleus. The annotation marks the transcript as partial.
GUGCUGCGGACUCCUCCUGCGCCCCGCUGCUCGACAGGGACUCGCUGCAGCUGCCCGAAGGGCUCUCGGUGCUACGGGUGGCGUACGGGGACGUGUCUCAGCUCGGCGUCUUCUGCACGGACCCCAUCUCCAAAGGAGUCCGCUUCGGCCCUUUCCAAGGCAAAGUGGUCAACACCAGCGAGAUCAAGACUUACGACGACAACUCGCUGAUGUGGGAGAUCUUUGAAUACGGCCGCUUGAGCCACUUCAUAGACGGGAAGGGCGCCUCUGGCAACUGGAUGUCCCUGGUGAACUGUGCCAGGUUCCCCGAGGAGCAGAACUUGAUGGCUCUCCAGGUCCAGGGCCAAAUCUUCUACGAGAGCUGCAAGGACAUCUUGCCGAAGCAGGAGCUGCUGGUGUGGUACGGCGAUUGCUACGUGCAGUUCCUGGGUAUCCCCAUCAGCCUGAAGGGCAUGCCGGAGGGGAAGAAGCCCUCGGAGCAUCCCGAAGAAGCUGGGGAGAGCUUUAAGUGCGAGCGCUGCGGCAAGGUUUUUGCCUACAAGUACUACCGGGACAAGCACCUCAAGUACACCCGCUGCGUGGACCAGGGGGACCGCAAAUUUCCUUGUCACCUCUGUAACCGCUCCUUUGAAAAAAGAGACAGACUGAGGAUCCACGUUCUCCACGUUCACGAAAAGCACAGACCUCACAAGUGCUCAGUGUGUGGGAAGAGCUUUUCUCAGUCCUCCAGCCUGAACAAACACAUGAGGGUUCACUCCGGGGAGCGCCCCUACAAAUGUGUCUACUGCAACAAGGCAUUCACAGCAUCCAGCAUCCUGCGCACUCACAUCCGCCAGCAUUCAGGGGAGAAGCCCUUCAAAUGCAAGCACUGCGGCAAAGCCUUCGCCUCGCAUGCAGCCCACGACAGCCACGUGCGCCGCACGCACAGCAAGGAGAAGGGCAGCACUUGCCUGGUGUGUGGCCAGCACUUCUCCGAGCAGGAGGAUUACCACUUCCACAUGAAGAUUCACACCACCCAUUAG